GUCUUGCCUCGAUCUAUUUGAAUACGCAGUUUCCCAAGGACACUACAUUGCAGAAAGUAUGGAAAGACUCUGAUCUUCGUUUAGCAGCUGAUGGAGCCGGAGCCCGACUAGCGAAGCGCGGACUUGUUCCUGACUUGGUCGUUGGAGACUUGGACUCUUUAGGGUGCAGCGACAACGUGACAGAAAACAAAAACAAUGAUGCCCACGACACUGGUGCGCAACAAGGUGGAGAAAGAGAAACUCUUCUGCUUCGUUUACUAGCAAAAGAACGCGGGAAGCUCUCUAUGAAAGCCUGGCGGGAAAGAUUGAAGGAGCAAGCUAGAACGACAGCAUCAUCAUCUUUCACAAAUACGAACGUGGUGGACAGAAAUAAUUCAGCCCUCUUGUUGGAGGCUCUAGAGUGGACUUUGAGGAAGAGUGGACAACAAUUAGAACAGCAAAUUGAGAACGAGGAAAUGGUCGUUUUUCCGUCUAGUGACCGCAUUUCUGUGGCGGCUGUUUCGACCACAAGACAUGCCACUGGCGAAAACAGCACCUUCGGAGGGAGUUAUGAUUGGAUUCAACAAAACGUUUUUAAGCAAUAUGGAUGAGAUCCAUCGUGUAGACCAUCUAUGACGCCCUUAUGGCAGUCUGCACUGAACUUUGUGCGAGAUUAAUUGUAUUGUAUGGGUACUUACUACUAGCAGUUUCUCGAAUCGCUCCACUCUAACGCUCCUCAUUCUAACUCGUCACCAGAUUAUGCACGAUCAUUCACAAUCCGGACCAAACGACUACUGACCUAGAAAAAGCACUUGCUUUCGUGAACCGGGAAAACUUUGAAGGGAUUCAGAUUAUAGGCAAAUUCGCUGGGUCUGGAGGCAGAUUAGACCACUUCUUCGCGCUAUGCCACACACUUUACAAAGAAGCUCUCUAUGGUACUUUGCUAUUUCUAUGUACUUAUGUUUUUUAUGACUACAACCUGCUAUGUAUUCCUAAAGACUCAAACUUUACUCGUUUGAAUCCCUAUUUUGGAAAUGACCGGAAUGCACUUCUUCAAUCCGUACGAAAAUCAUAGCCACUCUGUCUUUCGCUGUACGCAAGAACUACUCAGACAUGCUAUUCAGUGCCAUGGCAUCAAAAUUUCAAAAUCUCAGAUGAAGAGCAGCGCCGUCCAAGUUCUUGGUAUACACCUAUGGUCUGUACCUCGGAUCACGAUUGCCUGAUGUGUUGUUUGCCUUCUGGUGAAACCAUUAUCCCUUUACCAUUGCCAGUACAACCAGAAGCAACAAGUACACGUAGUAGUCUCAAGACAACAACAUCCUCGUCCUCGUCGAAAUCAAACAUCCAUGACACUCUUCGUGUCGGUCUCAUUCCUCUUGGUGGUCUUCCAGUCGCAACGACCGAAGGCCUUCGCUGGAAUUUGAAUGGCACGCCACUAGGCUUCGGAGGUGUAGUCUCUUCUUGCAACCAACUAGCAGAAGAUGCAACUGAGGUACGAAUCCGCACUUCACAUCCCAUACUUUGGACGCAGAGUCGCGUUUUCUAA
Amoebophrya sp. A25 is the source of this 1525-nucleotide messenger RNA. Lineage: Eukaryota; Dinophyceae; Syndiniales; Amoebophryaceae. The record is from the annotation of a GenBank genome assembly.